UCCAACACUUGACAUUAUUUGGCAAAAACCACGCCAUCAUUACGAACACUUUGUACAAAUGGCCGACCAUAUGGAAGUCUUGGCGGUAAUGGGUCAUCAGGUGCAAUGUCGUGUUCGGACGAUUUAAUAGUCACACAUCGGAAAACAAUUAUGCACAGCGAAGUGAACCCCGGAAAGAUGAUUUUAUCGUACUCAUCAUUGAACACACGGCCGAGAAUACUGUAGAACUGUAUUCUUUUCGGGGCAAAUUUACAUAAAUGGAAUUCGUGAAAUAACAAUUAUUGUUUAAGACUUCCUAAGAACCAUGUCGGAGUACCGGACCUGUAUUUAUCCAGCAUCCUGAGAAUACAGUGUAUUUAAACAUCAUACCUGUCAUUAUCGAUCAACCCGACUGAUCUUAUACCGUUUUGCACUAAGAUAUAUAUCUACCCAGGUAAGGAGUGGGAAGUACAUGACCCAGAGACAUAAGAGAUGUACGUGUCUUCAGCUUAUCGAUCACACCAUAUCUUAGAGUGCAACACACGUGUGCAGAUUUUAUAUAUCGUCCGUAGCGUGUACUACUAGCUAUGCACGUGUGUAUCGCCGUGUUUGUCUGGAUAAGAACUAGUAUAUUUCUUCAUGGCUGCAUCUAAACAGGACAAUCAGAGACAAAUAUUUUCCGGAAACGGUCUUUAAUCAAGCAGUCGUUACGGAAAAAGGAUUAACAUAUAUACUAUGCACUUGAACAAAAUGUCUUUGUCGGGAGACGGGAUUAGCCAGUAGGGAUUACUGACGAUAACUGUAUUUUAAAUGGCUGUCUGAAAACGACUUAUUCCGGAUUAUCUGUCUACAAAUAUCACAACUGUUUAUGACUAUGCACUUAAACUGUACAAUACGAGCGUGUGUAAGAAAUGUUUAAAAAUUAAAUAUUGUCUUAAUUCAUAAUACUAGAGUUUGAACAAGCAUGAUCUAAUUGGAUGUGCAGAAACAUUACUUCACCACGUGUUCAACCUCAGUGACAAUUUCUACAUGGAUACGGGCGACUGUCAUUAGUUCUACUCCAGCGUGUACAAUGGCGAUCAGUGUUGGUGAUGUACACGGACCGAUGGAACGAACCACGAUUGAGGAUUAUGUACUUAAACACUUUCAUGUCACUUCUCUAAUUUAUACGUGACCACUGCCGAAUAAUUUUACUAGUGUUCCACACUUACGGGGGCGUUUUUGACAACUCCGGUCACCGUACACCUAUCUACUGCCACCAUUUUAAUGUCAGUGUUUCCAUAAAUGUAAAAAAAAACCCCACAUAUUCUUUAUAUGAAUUUUUCGUGUAUAACGCAAAACGCUAUAUGUAAAGGCGGAACUUGAAUUAAUAUUUACACUCAAACCAGAUCACACGUUUUAUUUAAUUACUGGUCCUUUUUUCAUGGCAGAUACAGGUAUAGUUAUUGAUUUCAUAUGAAAUGUGUAUAUAUUGUGCCCGGUUUCAAACGAUAGGAAGACAACAACACGUAUUUAAAUAAUGAAAACUAUUUUAAAAUUGGACUUCUACAUGCUACGCCAUUCAGAAUGUUUAACCAACCGUGGAAACAAGUGAAAGUGGAAUUGCCUGAUGAUACCGGCAUGGAUAUGUUAACUUUGUGAGAACAUCAAUUUCGGAAGGUUUCCAUGUUAUAUACACGGCAAUUGACACGUGCCAAUUAAAAAACACUUCUGCCUUGGAUUAGGCUAAUUUCGCCCGUGUAUACAGUGGUUAUAAACACAAUGAAGUGAAUUAGACAAAUCCCCACGUGUAAUACACCAUAAUAUACCACUAUGUUCGGGACAAUGCCAGAUCGAGGUGUGAAACAUUCAGAACAGGACUUACAUGAAUUCGUUCGGGCCCGUGUCUCCACGUCACGACCUUCUAGUUUACGAGUAAACAAACAAUACGCUUACUUGCCAGACGAAGGAGAGGACAGCGCUGAAAACAAUCUUCAUUUCAAUAAUACUUUGGAGAGCUAUGUUCGUCGACGAGCGAAGUAUUCGAAACGGAAGUCUUCAAAGCGUAUGUCGGCGUCUAAAAUAAAGCCUGCAAUGGCGGACGACGACUCUGAUGACGACGAUUCCAUCUUUGGGCAAAGUGAUGAAGAAUUUGAAGAAGGAAGCACGCGCUGUAGCUUCGGAAGGAUUUCUAAACGACGGGUAACAAAGAAUUUACAACUGAAAAGCAAUAUAGCAUCGCGCAGGGAAUGUCGAUGUUCUGCUACCGUUGCGGAGCAGGACGAGUUAGUGUGCGGAUGGGAAUCUAAAUAUCAAACUGGAAAAUAUUACAGACCAGUGAAAGUUAAACGGAAGACACAAAAUCAUAACAUUCCGCAUGCAUACCAAAGGUUACUUCCAGAGAGAGACACUGGAUUCGACUUCCAUCACUAUGAGGAGCCGUCACAGUAUAUGGAACAGUAUCGGCACAACCACACUGUAGGGGAUGUGUGCAAGGUUUCCUACUACCACACCGACGACGUCACAAUUGCCGAUCCCUACGCGCAAAGGGUCAAGGGAAAUAUCUGCUCGAUUGCCGAGAACUGUGACUUCCUCGCUAUCCUGUCGGUGGACAGAGAAAAUGGUGACGUCAUGGCGAACCAUCACAUGUACCAUAGUAACACGAAUAUGGGUCAUCACCAUGGUCACCAACAGUCCGGACACGACCUUAACUCAGAGGAGGAAAACAAUGACGACGGCGAAAAGAAUAUGUCAGUCCAGGAUAGGGGUAAAAAGCUCAAUCUUGCUCCGGUUAGAAAAUCAACUAACUUGAGACCCAAAUUGUGUAAAUCUAACAUGAAAAUGACUCCAAAAAAGACAACUCGAUCUACACAUAGUCAGUAUCUGAACUUAGUGAUACCUAAAACCACUCUCCACCGAAAGGACCUUCAGCUGAAUGUGCAGCCUGUGAAGGACACGUAUGCUGCACGGUUUGAUACCCGGCGUUUAUCUAGUGGUCCGAGUAAAAAUGCAUUCAUUAGAACCGGAAGUGCAGAUUCUGUACAAAGUCCACAACAGCUAACUGGAAGGGACAGCUCCCCGGUACAUCGUCCAACAGAGUUAAAACAGUCGCGUACAAAUACGUUUCAUAUCAACUCUGCCCCUACUCCGGGACAGGGUCAACCUUCACGGGAACCAGUGGCAAGCCGUGGAUCUUCCCAAAGUGGUAGUCCUACAAAGGGACGUCACUCUAAAGGGUGUGACAGAAUAAACACCCUACUGCCUAGCUUUCCAAAUGACAUGUACAAUAAAAUUCACGCAAAGACCGCUUUCAGUGGAAGCGUAAACGGAGGUCCAUACCAGAUGACCCCAUUUCCUCGCCCCCAGGCCCAGAGGGUAUGGGAGGGAGGUGACAGAGUCAGUAGUGACAGCGUCAAAAAUGACACGGUGAUCCCGGUGCCAUUGGGAUCGUUUGGGGUUAGAGGACGCACGUGCAAUGGCGAAGACCGCGUCACCAUUGGUUAUAGACUCAAGCGAGACCGCGAAAGACGUGUUGGUUUGUCAGCUGUCACAUAAAACAAAAACAUAUUCACGUCUAGACAUCAUCUUUUUCUUCAGAUAUUUCUUUUUAAUGACAGUUUUUUCACAAGUAUUUGUUUAAGUUUUAGACAGGAAAGGAUUCUAAUAAUCUUCUUGAUUUUAUAUAACAGUUAACAUCAUUCGUUUUAUGAACGUUUCCAGUAUGUGGAAGAUCGUACGAAAUGUAUUGUACUCAUUUUAAUGGAACGAAAGUUUAAUUUAUAUUUAUCUAUAUAUACGUACAGCGACAUUUCCCCCGUUCUUUGUUAACAAAGAAGUAGAUUAUGGUUUAAUGAUGAUUUAUAAAUGGACACUUAAUAUGUGCAGGUUGUCAGCACCCUAAACAAUGAUAAAAACCUUAACAAUUUGAUGCGAUUAUCACACCUAAUUUAAAAAAAAAAGAAAAAAGAAACCCUUUCUCUUCAUUAGUGAAAUGUGACUAAAUUAUUAUAAUUAUUUACAUACCAAACAAUAUAAAUAGACGCUUGUAAGGUGACUAAACAUAUUUUUAUUUUUCAUAUGAACAAUAUUGAUAACAUACUUAUUUUGAGUACCAUGAUGAUGUUUCUUUUCGUGUUGCAACAGCGAACUACAUUUGGUAUCAAUACGUAUCACUUAAAUGUUUCAAUGUUCUGUAAAUUAGACUUUCUUAAGGCUAUUAUGAUAAAAAUGUGUCCACAAUGGUAAACAGAGAACGAUGAAUGUAAAAAUAAAUAACUGAUAACCUUUAAGGUAUGUGACGUAAUCUACAUUAUCGCAUUAUGCAUAUUACAUGGAUUGUGUUGAGAACAUUUGAAAUUUACAAACACCAUCUUAUUCAAUAGAACAAAAACAUUUUUUUUUUCAAAACGAUGACAUUAUAUUAUUGCUAUAAGGAAUCAUUGUAAAAUGCAAUUGCUCAGUAAGCAAUGAUUUGAACCAAGUGUAGUAUCGACUAAUCCAUUAAGGUGGGGCAAAAUGUGAACGAGUUUGUGUAUUUGUUUCAAACAAGGAGAUAUUCAUUUUUAUGUACCUAUGUACAUUGGAAUGUCCCAUGAGUGAACUAUUUUUUUUUAUUUAGGUGAACGGAUGUGAACUUGAGUGCCCUAUGAGCGAACAAUUCAUUUAGAUGAACGCGUGUACUGGAAUGCUCUAUGAGUGAACUGUUAAUUUAGAUCUACAUGUGUAGACUGGAGUGCCUUAUGUGUGAAAUAUGUACUUCGAUGUACGUUUGGAUGAUGAAAUGUGAAAGAAUAAUAUUUAUUAAGAUGUACGCGUGUGUGGUGGAGUGUCCUGUAAACAACUAUUUAUUUAGAUAUACGUGUAUGUGGUGGGAUGUUAUAUAAUUAACUAUUUAUUUAGAUAUACGUGUAUGUGGUGGGAUGUUAUAUGAAUGAAAUAUUUAAUUAGAUGCAGAUGUGUGUACUCGGCUGUACCAUGAAUGAACCAUUAAUUAAGAUGUACGCGUGUGUGCUUGGCUGUGCUAUAAAUGAACUUUUUAGAUGUUCGUGUGUGUAGUAAAGUGACCUAUGAAUGAACUAUUUAAUCAGAUGUACGUGUGUGUGGUGGAGGAGGGUUUCUUUUCUUCGAGUUGCGAGUUGGAAAAUGCGAGUUGCGCCCUAUGCGUGAACUAUAUAGAUGAACGUGUGUGUGGUGAAGUGCUAUAUGAAUGAACUGUUUAUUUAGAUGUACGUCUGUGUGCUGGGUUGUGCUAUUUAUUGAGAUAUAUGUGUGGUAGGUGGAGUGCCCUAGGAGUGAACUAUUUAUUAAGAUGAACGUGUGGGUAGUAGAGUGCCCUAGGAGUGAACUAUUUAUUAAGAUGAACGUGUGGGUAGUGGAGUGCCCUAGGAGUGAACUAUUUAUUAAGAUGAACGUGUGGGUAAUAGAGUGCCCUAGGAGUGAACUAUUUAUUAAGAUGAACGUGUGGGUAGUGGAGUGCCCUAGGAGUGAACUAUUUAUUAAGAUGAACGUGUGGGUAGUGGAGUGCCCUAGGAGUGAACUAUUUAUUAAGAUGAACGUGUGGGUAGUGGAGUGCUGUCUGAGUGAACUAUUUAUUAAGAUGAACGUGUGGGUAGUGGAGUUCCCUAAGAGUGAACUAUUUAUUAAGAUGAACGUGUGGGUAGUGGAGUGCUGUCUGAGUGAACUAUUUAUUAAGAUGAACGUGUGGGUAGUGGAGUGCCCUAAGAGUGAACUAUUUAUUAAGAUGAACGUGUGGGUAGUGGAGUGCCCUAGGAGUGAACUAUUUAUUAAGAUGAACGUGUGGGUAGUGGAGUGCUGUCUGAGUGAACUAUUUAUUAAAUGAACGUGUGGGUAGUGGAGUGCCCUAGGAGUGAACUAUUUAUUAAGAUGAACGUGUGGGUAGUGGAGUGCUGUCUGAGUGAACUAUUUAUUAAGAUGAACGUGUGGGUAGUGGAGUGCCCUAGGAGUGAACUAUUUAUUAAGAUGAACGUGUGGGUAGUGGAGUGCCCUAGGAGUGAACUAUUUAUUUAGAUGAACGGGUGGGUAGUGGAGUGCCCUAGGAGUGAACUAUUUAUUAAGAUGAACGUGUGGGUAGUGGAGUGCCCUAGGAGUGAACUAUUUAUUAAGAUGAACGUGUGGGUAGUGGAGUGCCCUAGGAGUGAACUAUUUAUUAAGAUGAACGUGUGGGUAGUGGAGUGCCCUAGGAGUGAACUAUUUAUUAAGAUGAACGUGUGGGUAGUGGAGUGCCCUAAGAGUGAACUAUUUAUUAAGAUGAACGUGUGGGUAGUGGAGUGCCCUAGGAGUGAACUAUUUAUUAAGAUGAACGUCUGGGUAAUGGAGUGCCCUAGGAGUGAACUAUUUGUUAAGAUGAACGUGCGGGUAGUGGAGUGCCCUAAGAGUGAACUAUUUAUUAAGAUGAACGUGCGGGUAGUGGAGUGCCCUAGGAGUGAACUAUUUAUUAAGAUGAACGUGCGGGUAGUGGAGUGCCCUAAGAGUGAACUAUUUAUUAAGAUGAACGUGUGGGUAGUGGAGUGCCCUAGGAGUGAACUAUUUAUUAAGAUGAACGUGUGGGUAGUGGAGUGCCCUAGGAGUGAACUAUUUAUUAAGAUGUACGUGUCGGUCGUGUAGUGUUCACGAGAUACCGAGUGAAACCCUUCAGUGAUGUUUUAUUGACUGCGAAGUGUAUACAGCACUAAUGAAUCUGACGCAAGGCGGUGUUUUUGAUUAAUUCAGAUUAAAUCAAUUUGUACUUA
This is a messenger RNA of Pecten maximus, 6707 nucleotides long. RefSeq lists its product as uncharacterized. Bases 1792 to 3513 code for a protein of 573 amino acids. The transcript has 3 exons. The record is from RefSeq and is a predicted model, not a curated record. NCBI's taxonomy places the organism in Eukaryota, Metazoa, Mollusca, Bivalvia, Pectinida, Pectinidae.